AAACCAGUCUUCUCUGUCACACGUUUUAUCUGGAUUGUAGCCUUGCCGCUAGUUCUGAUCACACAAACAAAACACUGAAACACGAGUGUUUUUUUAACCAUUGAAUCCAAUAGCCCACCUGGCAAGCUAACGUAUAAUUUAAGUUACUUUACAGAGAUUCCUGAGGUGAAAAAAACUAAAUACCCUUCCCCUUUAACAUCAAAGAAAGGCUUUUGGAACACGUUUCCGGUUGUCACGAUCAAAAUAAAACUGUUUGGCUACGGGGGGCUAUUGACGUUGCGGAUGUAGCGACUUUUACUUUGAAUCCAUAAACGUGUAAUUUCCGGGUUGCGCAUUCACUUGAUUUCUUGACAUACUCGACCAGACUUACCAUGGUGCGUUGCUUAUUAGCUAGCGGUAGUCUAGGAAUUCAAACCAUCCAGAUAAGGACGCCCCUCUCAGGCGUCUGAGAUAGCACAACAGCCGGUAGUUAGCACUUGAAGAGACCAACUCGACAUUGAAUGAAGAGCGUGGGAGUGUUUUUCUGGACGAAUAUGUCUUCGUGUAAAUAGAAGCGACGCCGAGACCGAGGAUGGCGGCAGAUGUGGACAAAAAGACCCGCCAGGAGGAGCGCAACGAUGGGCAGAGCAGGCAGCAGGAUCGGGGCUCUGAAUCCUGUAGAUCCACACGGAUGUGCACCCUGCUCCUGGUCCUUGCUGUUCCACUUCUGGCUUGGGGGGUCAAGUAUUAUCAAGAUGCACAGCUCCUGAAGCGUAAUGAAGAAUGCGUUCAAACUCUGGGUCCAGAAGGGCUUUUUCUCUUUUCCUCCUUGGACACCAACCAUGAUCUCUAUCUCAGCCCAGAUGAGUUUAAACCAAUUGUGGAGAAACUCACAGGGGUUACUCCCCCAGGGGACUUUGAUGAGAAUGUGAUUGAAGACCCCAAUGGAGAGACUUUAACGCUAGAGGCCAAAAUGGAGCCUCUACUUAUGGACUCGAUGACAAAAAGCAAGGAUGGCUUCCUUGGGGUCUCUCACAGCUGCCUGAGUGGUCUGCGCUCAUGGAAGAGUCCAACCGUGCCUUCCUCGUCCUUCUUCGCUAGCCAGUUCAGGGUCUUCCUCCCCCCUAAGAGCAAGAUGGAGGUUGGAGACACAUGGUGGGUGAUCCCCAGUGAGCUCAACAUCUUCACGGGGUACCUGCCCAACAAUCGCUACCACCCUCCCACACCGAAAGGCAAAGAGGUUUUCAUCCACUCGCUGCUGAGUAUGUUUCACCCCCGCCCCUUUAUCAAGUCACGCUUUGCACCUCAGGGCACUGUUGCGUGCAUUCGUGCCAGCAAUGACUUUUAUUACGACAUCGUAUUCAGGAUUCAUGCAGAGUUUCAGCUCAAUGACGUCCCAAACUUUCCCUUUUGGUUCACGCCGGGCCAAUUCACCGGUAACGUUGUGAUCUCUAAAGACGCCUCUCACGUGCGACACUUCCACCUCUACGUCCCUAGUGACAGGUCUCUGAAUGUGGAUAUGGAGUGGCUGUACGGUGCCAGCGAGAGCAGCAACAUGGAGGUGGACAUUGGGUACCUACCGCAGCUGGAGCUGCAGUCCACUGGCCCGUCGACUCCCUCCAUCAUCACGGACGAGGAGGGCAACAUCAUCGACAGCCGAGGCGGCAACACUGAACCCAUCCAGUUCGUCUUUGAGGACAUUAUCUGGACCACAGAGAUCAAUCGUCCAGAAGCCGCACGUCGCCUGGAGGUCACCCUUUACCCCUUCAAGAAGGUAUCCUACUUGCCUUUUUCUGAGGCCUUCCAGCGAGCCGAGGCAGAGAACAAGUUGGUGCACUCAAUUCUGCUUUGGGGAGCAUUAGAUGACCAGUCCUGCUGAGGUUCCGGGCGAACUCUCCGGGAGACAGUCCUGGAAAGUUCGCCCGUACUGGCUCUGCUCAACCGGAGCUUUGUGAGCAGCUGGUCUCUGGUCAAAGAGCUGGAGAACAUGCAGGCUGAUGAGCGUCGCUCUGCACUGAGUGAAAAAGCUCGCUUGCACCUUGAGAAGUACACGUUCCCUGUGGAGAUGAUGGUUGCACUGCCAAAUGGAACUAUUGUCCAUCACAUCAAUGCUAACUUCUUCCUGGACCAGACGGCCAUGAAGCCCGAUGAAGAGGGGGAGGGAACCACUUUCAGCUUCUCUGGAGGGUUUGAAGAUCCCUCGACGUCCACUUACAUUAGCUUCCUGAAGGAGGGGCUGGAGAGGGCCAAGCAGUACCUGGCACAGUAGAGUGUCAUUCCUGUGGCUAUUGAACUGAGAUAAGGGAAGAGAAGGCCUCCAAGACUUAAGUGGAGAGGCAUGGAGAGCUGCUAUUCAUUUGGGUUAUUACUAUUAUACAAGCACACAUAAAUGAGGAGCUAUGACCUUUUCUGUGUAUCUCACGCACCAUUCCGCCAUCUUUCCUACUGCGUCACCCAGUGGCGGGCCAGCCUCCUCCGGGGCGCGUCUCAGCCGUUUGUGACGGUUCUGUCUGAAAGCUCUCCCUGGGGCCGGGCAGCGCCUGAUGAUGAUGAUGAUGAUGAUGAUGUUGCUGAUGAAGCGUCCUGGAGGAAACGCCCGCUUACGUUCAAUCUCUGGGGGACAGAAGCAGCAGGAAAUGUGUUUUUAAUCGGUUUGCGGCGCACAAGCAAGAGCGUUAAAUGUUGGAAGGUCGGUCGACCGUGAGAGUUCAGUGUAAUGCGCAUAAGCAAAUGUUAAAUAGAGCUCUCGCGGGCCACCGUAGUUUGUUGACUUGGAGGACAAUGCACUACACCAAAGAAUGCUUGUUAUAAUGCAUAAGAGCUGAUUUUGACUCCCAAGUGCAACAAGCUGCCUGCUUCAGCUAAAGGUAACACACUAGCUGUUGUCUUUGUUUUCUCUGUACGACGUGACAACUGCAAUCUAUGACAGUUCUAAACUACGUCAUUUGUCAUGAAACACUGUGAUUCUGGUUUUUUUUUGUGUACAGGACAAAAUAAAGGGUUUUUUUGACACAUUUAACGUGCGAU
Molecule: messenger RNA, 3006 nt
Organism: Dunckerocampus dactyliophorus (ringed pipefish)
Lineage: Eukaryota; Metazoa; Chordata; Actinopteri; Syngnathiformes; Syngnathidae
Gene: selenon
Product: selenoprotein N
Exons: 12
Biological process (GO): skeletal muscle fiber development; calcium ion homeostasis
Cellular component (GO): endoplasmic reticulum membrane
Source: RefSeq, a predicted model, not a curated record